ACGGCCCCGUCGCCCUCUCACUCCACUCCAUGCACGACACGAGCGCCACGACCCACGGCACGAGGGUGGCGCACCGCGUCUCCAAAUCCAAAACCAACGCGAGCACGAGUCGGGGACGAGCAGCUCCACAACAAUUCGUGCCUGCCUCCCUGCCUCGGCCUCCUCCCUCGUCCUCCCCUCCUCCGCCGCCUCAAACCCGGCCCCCUCGCGCGCGUGCGCGGCGCUCGAGGCGACGAAUCCAGCCACCUCCUCCGCACCCAUCCCCGCCGCCGGUCGCCGAUAUUGGAAGGAGCUCGGAAGGCUGGGACGCUGACCCGAAUUUUAUGGGGAGAGGAUGCCAGAGCUGCGAAGCAAUACUCGUCAAGCACGCUUAAGGUCUAAGAAGCUUGACGAUCUGCAGCCAGGAGAGCCGCUUGCGAAACCGGUGUCACCUGCUCUGCCGAGCGCACGGAAGCGUGCUCCUACACGUGCUGCUAGGGGCAGAAAGGGUGCUGCUGGGAGAGGAGUGCCUCCCGCACCAAAGCCUAGAAGAAAGGGGGUUGAUAUUGUCGUCUUAGAAGCUGAUCCUGCUUGUGAAACCCCACUUAAAGCUUUCAAGGGACUGGAAGUUGCUGCUGCUGCGCCCAAGAACCUUCCUUUGAAGCAGGUAGCCGAAGUUGGUGUUCCGAAAAUGAAUGGUGAAAGUGGGGAGAAGAUUGUUGGGGCUGAAGAUGAAUCGACAGCUACACCUGUCCCAGAAAGGGUUCAAGUAGGUAAUUCUCCAGAGUACAUAACUGACAGGAAGUUAGGUAAAGGUGGUUUUGGUCAGGUGUAUGUUGGUCGAAGGGUUUCUGGUGGUGCUGCUCGCACUGGUCCUGAUGCAUAUGAGGUUGCAUUGAAAUUCGAGCAUCGUAACAGUAAAGGAUGCAAUUAUGGCCCCCCAUAUGAGUGGCAAGUUUAUAACACUCUCAAUGGUUGCUAUGGCAUACCAUCGGUCCACUACAAGGGUCGUCAGGGCGAAUACUAUAUACUUGUAAUGGAUAUGCUUGGUCCCAGCCUUUGGGAUGUGUGGAAUUCGAUGGGGCAGGCGAUGACUCCAAAUAUGGCUGCUUGCAUUGCUGUAGAGAGCAUAUCAAUUCUUGAGAAGCUCCAUUCUAAAGGGUUUGUGCAUGGUGAUGUGAAACCAGAGAAUUUUCUGCUUGGUCAGCCUGGAUCGCCUGAAGAUAAGAAGCUUUACCUUAUAGAUCUUGGUUUAGCAUCCAAGUGGAGAGAGAAUAAUGGUCAUCAUGUUGAUUAUGAUCAACGGCCUGAUAUCUUUAGGGGAACAAUUAGAUAUGCGAGUGUCCAUGCUCAUUUGGGGCGCACUGGUAGUAGGAGGGAUGAUUUAGAGUCACUGGCAUACACCCUUAUUUUCCUGAUAAGAGGAAGAUUACCUUGGCAAGGCUACCAGGGAGAUACCAAGAGUUUCCUUGUUUGCAAGAAGAAAAUGGCUACUUCUCCGGAGAUGCUUUGUUGUUAUUGUCCAGCUCCAUUCAAACAGUUUCUUGAGAUUGUCACAAAUAUGAAAUUUGACGAAGAGCCAAAUUAUGCCAAGCUUAUCUCUCUUUUUGAUGGUUUGAUUGAAGCGCCUGCUUCGAGACAAAUCAGAAUUGAUGGGGCUCUCAAGGUUGGACAGAAACGUGGAAGAUUGGUUGCAGAUCUAGAAGAAGAUGAACAACCUAAAAAGAAGGUUAGAUUAGGGAGCCCAGCGGCUCAAUGGAUUUCAGUUUAUAAUGCUAGGCGGCCCAUGAAGCAGAGGUACCAUUACAAUGUGGCUGACUCGAGGCUAAGCCAACAUAUAGAAAAGGGCAACGAUGAUGGGCUUUACAUUAGCAGCGUGGCUUCCUCGGCAAACCUUUGGGCACUCAUCAUGGACGCAGGAACUGGUUUCUGUUCUCAGGUUUAUGAGCUCUCACCAGUUUUCCUCCACAAGGACUGGAUAAUGGAGCAGUGGGAGAAAAGCUACUACAUAACAGCAAUUGCUGGAUCAUCCAACGGGAGCUCAUUGGUUGUCAUGUCCAAAGGAACUCCUUACACCCAACAAUCAUACAAGGUUAGCGAGUCGUUCCCUUACAAGUGGAUCAAUAAGAAGUGGAAAGAAGGGUUCCAUGUGACAUCCAUGGCCACCGCUGGGAAUCGCUGGGGCGUAGUCAUGUCAAGGAAUUCAGGGUUCUCUACUCAGGUUGUAGAGUUGGAUUUCCUGUACCCCAGCGAGGGCAUCCACCGGCGCUGGGAGAGCGGCUACAGGAUAACUUCCACGGCAGCCACCAACGACCAAGCCGCUUUCAUCCUGAGCAUGCCGAAACGGAAGCCGAUGGACGAGACACAGGAAACGCUGCGGACCUCCGCCUUCCCCAGCUCACACGUCAAGGAGAAAUGGGCCAAGAACCUCUACAUCGCUUCGAUUUGCUUCGGGCGGACCGUGUGCUGAUCGCGCGCGCCUGGGAAAUGGAAGUCGAAGCGAGGGCCACCGAUCCGGUACGGUGGCGCCUCGCAUCAAGAGAUGCGAGAUGGGGCGUCAAGUCGAAACCAGUUCUAAUGAUAGGAUCAGUGUAUCUCUGAAGAUACGGUAUGGGUUACCCUACCGUAUUUGUAAAGUAAUGAUGCCGGCCGAACGACCUUUCCUAACGCGUUUGGGCAGAAAUUCGUUGCUGUCACCAUAUUUUGACGGGAGUUUCUCCCGUGUUGUCGGUAGAAAUUUGCGUGUGCACUCUUCCCGUUUUGGCGCCCAUGCGAUGUGUUUCACCCGAUGUAUCGCUGGGCUUCCUGUUUCGUGACUCGUGAGCCGCAAUGUCUGGUGGCCUGCCGACUCCGGUUGGCAUUUUAUUUUGAGAGACGUAGAUAAAUUGAAUUGAUUGAAUAUUUAGAGCUCA
Messenger RNA from Zea mays, 2891 nucleotides. The record is from RefSeq and is a predicted model, not a curated record. Lineage: Eukaryota; Viridiplantae; Streptophyta; Magnoliopsida; Poales; Poaceae.